AUGGAAUUCAGCUACCUCCAAGAAGAUUCAAAGAGCUCGAGCGACGAAAACAUCGACCGAUCAUCCGAUCAUGAUGAUCAUGACAUGGGAAUUGGUAGAUCCUAUGAGUGUGUGUUUUGCAAAAGAGGUUUCACAACUGCUCAAGCCUUAGGUGGACACAUGAACAUACAUAGAAAAGAUAGAGCAAACAAUAACAAAAGUGUCACUAAAACAAAUUUCAUUCCACCUAGUUCAAGCAAAUUAGUACUUGAUCAUCAUCAUCAUGAUAGCUAUGGAGAUCUUGGAUUUUACUCAACAAUUAAUCCACCUCAUGGUUAUUAUUCUUCUUCAAUUUCAUCCAAAACUACUGCUCCUGAGGUAGAUUCUCUUAACUAUCAUCAACUAUAUUUUCCUUCACAUCAUGUGCAAUAUAGUGAGAUGCUUUGUGUUGAAAAUCAAAGAAUGUUUGGAUCACAAGAUUGGAGGGGUUUGAGCUUGUAUACAAAUCCAUUGAUUAAAGACAAGAUAGAAAACAACAAUGAAGUGGAUGAAUUGGAUUUGGAGCUUAGACUUGGUCAUUAUCCAUAG
Molecule: messenger RNA, 567 nt
Organism: Vicia faba (fava bean)
Lineage: Eukaryota; Viridiplantae; Streptophyta; Magnoliopsida; Fabales; Fabaceae
Source: the annotation of a GenBank genome assembly